CGUUUAGGGUUUCAUUCACUCCCUUUUCACUGCAAAUUUGGCCUUUCCCUUUAACAAUUCACAGCAAUGGCCGCCAAGAAAUCCCCUCGUAACCCUAACCUAAUCAACGGCAUAGGUAAAUUCUCCCGUUCCAAAAUGUACCACAAAAAGGGCCUUUGGGCUAUCAAGAAGAAAAACGGCGGCAAAUUCCCCACCCACCCAAAAUCCACCGCCGCCGUUGCUCCGCCCUCAACCGCCGCCGUCAAACCACCAAAAUUUUACCCAGCUGAUGACGUGGCAAAACCCCUCAUCAACAAACACAAGCCGAAGCCCACAAAAUUGAGAGCCAGUAUUACACCUGGUACUGUGUUGAUUAUUCUAGCUGGGAGGUUCAAGGGAAAAAGAGUUGUGUUUCUGAAGCAACUGGUGGGUUCUGGGUUGUUGUUGGUUAGUGGCCCGUUUAAGGUUAAUGGGGUUCCAUUGAGGAGAGUUAAUCAAGCCUAUGUGAUUGCUACGUCGACUAAGGUUGAUGUUAGUGGAGUUAAUGUUGACAAGAUUGAUGAUAAGUAUUUUGCUAAGGAGGUUGAGAAGAAGGUGAAGAAGGGUGAAGGAGAGUUUUUUGAAGAGAAAAAAGAGGAGAAGAAUGUGAUUCCCCAGGAGAAGAAGGAUGACCAGAAAGCCGUGGAUGCAGCAUUGCUCAAGGCCAUUGAGUCUGUUCCUGAAUUGAAGGCUUAUUUGGGUGCUAGGUUCUCACUCAAGUCGGGCAUGAAACCCCAUGAGCUUGUCUUUUAGACCAGUUAAUUAAACUACUCUUCAAGAAAUUGAUUUUGUUAGAUCUGUCUUGUUUUAUGUUCUGUUUUGGACCUGUUUUUAGUUUUUGUAUUGAAGAUUUUGUUGGUUAUAAACAUCUUAAGAUGAAAUAUGCAAUAUGAGAUCUCUCUUUAAAUUUGUCCUGGUA
Capsicum annuum is the source of this 937-nucleotide messenger RNA. Its product is annotated as 60S ribosomal protein L6. The record is from RefSeq and is a predicted model, not a curated record. Gene Ontology annotation, molecular function: RNA binding; structural constituent of ribosome. The coding region runs from base 67 to 771 and encodes 234 amino acids. Gene Ontology annotation, biological process: cytoplasmic translation; ribosomal large subunit assembly. Gene Ontology annotation, cellular component: ribosome; cytosolic large ribosomal subunit. The transcript is spliced from 2 exons. NCBI's taxonomy places the organism in Eukaryota, Viridiplantae, Streptophyta, Magnoliopsida, Solanales, Solanaceae.